AGUUUGUAGAAGUUCGUUACUAAAGUUUUUUGAAGUAACACGCGUUAUGAUGUGUUUUAUAGCAAUUAUUGCAUUAUUAACAAUAGGCGUUACAAGUGCCGAAGUAUUUUUUGAAGAAAAAUUCGAAAACGAAAAUUGGAAAGAUGAUUGGAUUUACAGUCAACAUCCUGGGAAAGAAUUUGGCAAAUUUAUACACUCUGCUGGGUCUUUUUUUAACGAUGCUGAAGAAGAUAAAGGCAUUCAAACAUCGCAAGAUGCUCGAUUUUAUGCCUUGUCUAAAAGAUUUGAUGGAUUUUCGAAUGAAGCUAAGCCAUUGGUAGUUCAAUUUUCUGUAAAACAUGAGCAAAAUAUUGAUUGUGGAGGAGGUUAUGUGAAACUUUUUGAUUGUUCCCUAGACCAAACUGACAUGCAUGGUGAAUCGCCUUAUGAAAUUAUGUUUGGUCCGGAUAUUUGUGGACCUGGUACAAAAAAAGUUCAUGUUAUCUUAAGCUACAAGGGCAAAAAUCACUUGAUAAACAAGGACAUAAGAUGCAAGGAUGACGUAUAUACCCACUUCUACACCCUAAUUAUUAAGCCAGACAACACAUAUGAAGUUUUGAUAGACAAUGAGAAAGUGGAAUCUGGAAAUCUUGAAGAUGAUUGGGAUUUCUUGGCACCCAAAAAAAUAAAAGACCCAAAUGCGAGUAAACCAGAAAAUUGGGAUGAUAAGGCGACGAUUCCUGACCCUGAUGAUAAGAAACCCGAGGACUGGGAUAAGCCACAACACAUUCCUGACCCUGAUGCUACCAAGCCCGAGGACUGGGAUGAUGAAAUGGAUGGUGAAUGGGAACCCCCAAUGGUAGAUAAUCCCGAAUAUAAAGGAGAGUGGCAGCCGAAACAAUUGGACAAUCCCAAUUAUAAAGGAGCUUGGGAACAUCCGGAAAUUGAUAAUCCAGAAUAUAGUCCUGAUGAUAACCUUUACCUUCGAAAAGAAAUUUGCACUUUGGGAUUCGAUUUAUGGCAAGUGAAAUCUGGAACAAUAUUUGACAAUGUUCUUAUUACUGAUGACAUUGAACUGGCAGCCAAAGUGGCGGCUAGUGUAAAGGAUACACAAUCUGGUGAAAAAAAAAUGAAAGAAUUACAAGAUGAAGUACAAAGAAAAAAAGACGAAGAGGAGUCAAAAAAAAAUACAGAAAAUCACGAUGAGGAAGAUGACGAUGAUGAUGAUGAGAAUAUCGAGUCGAAAAACGAAUCAGAAGACAAUGGGCACGAUGAAUUGUAAUAAUGAUAAAUAGUUAUUAAUACAAGUAUAAACGAAUUCAUUUGUCCCUAUUCAAGUGGUUUGACAAAUAUAAGCAACUUUUAUAUUGUUUAUGUAGAA
Molecule: messenger RNA, 1360 nt
Organism: Drosophila novamexicana
Lineage: Eukaryota; Metazoa; Arthropoda; Insecta; Diptera; Drosophilidae
Product: calreticulin
Exons: 4
Coding region: 47-1261 (404 amino acids)
Biological process (GO): protein folding
Cellular component (GO): endoplasmic reticulum; endoplasmic reticulum membrane
Molecular function (GO): calcium ion binding
Source: RefSeq, a predicted model, not a curated record